UGUCUAGUCCUUAUAUUAUCAAUUCUUACAAAUUGUAUGCAUGAGAUGAGAUAGAACAAGAAUGGGAAAAAGCUAAUGUGCAUUGAAUGAAUGACAGAGGAGUUUGCACCUUGGUCCUAGAAUCCUCCUCUUGUUGUGUUUUAUUUCUUCAAUCCAAGUCUCCAUCUCUCUCUUUCUCUCUUCCUUGAAUUGGAAGAGAAGAUGGCAAAACCAGCUCCCCAUUCCCAUCUUCUCCUUGUAAUCUUGUUUCUUUCCAUAAUCCAUCUUUCAGAGCAAUUACAAUAUUCUCAGUCUCAGACACUUCUCAAACUCCAGCAACUUCUUGGCUACCCCUCAGCACUAAACACCUUCACUAGCACCACCCCCAACACAGACUAUUGCAACAUUGAACCAACUCCAUAUUUGACACUAGUGUGCUAUGAGGACAACUUGACUCAGCUGCAUGUUGUUGGAAACAAUGAGUUCACCCCAUUACCUCAAAGUUUCUCUUCAGACUCACUCUUUUCCACAUUGGGAACCCUCUCAAGCUUAAAAGUCCUCUCUUUGGUUUCUCUAGGGCUCUGGGGGCCUCUACCUGAAAGCAUUUCUCAAUUGUCUUCACUGGAAAUACUUAACAUCAGCUCAAAUCACUUCAGUGGAGCCAUCCCAUUCCAGCUUUCAAAACUGAAGAAUCUGCAAUCUUUGGUGCUUGAUGACAACAACCUGAAUGAUGAAAUUCCCCAAUGGUUUGGAUCUUUUCAAGGUUUGGCUGUGCUUAGCAUGAAGAAAAAUUGGUUUAGUGGGAGCAUUCCAAGUUCAGUGAAUUCCCUUGUUACUCUUAGAGUUUUAGAUCUGUCAAAUAAUCAGCUAUCUGGGGAGCUACCUAAUCUUCACAAUUUGGCAAACCUUCAGGUUCUUCACUUGGAAAACAACACACUUGGACCUCAUUUUCCUUCUCUGCCUAACAAGCUAGUUUCCCUUGUGCUUAGAAACAACAGCCUCAGGCUUGGUGUGCCUCCUAAUAUAAGUUCAUUUUAUCAGCUCCAAAAAUUGGAUCUUUCAUUGAAUGGUUUUGUGGGGGUAUUUCCCCCAUCAUUGUUGUCACUUCCUUCCAUCAAUUACCUUGAUGUUUCUUCCAAUAAACUCACAGGGAUGCUUUUCAAGAAUUUUUCAUGCAAUGAUGAUCUGCACUUUGUUGAUUUAUCUUCAAAUCUUUUGAAAGGGGAACUUCCCUCUUGUUUAAGACCAAAGACCAGGGUUGUUUUAUAUGCUGGAAAUUGUUUAUCAAGUGAGAACCAAGGCCAGCACCCUUCUAACUUCUGCAGGAAUGAGGCUAUUGCAGUUAACAUCACACCCCAUCAACAGGAGCAUGAGAGUAGAACAACUGGUAAAGCCAAAACAGUGUUUGUGUCAAGUAUGGGAGGUGUUUUGGGAGUGCUGAUUGUUGCAGUGGUGAUUUUGGUCAUAAGCCAGGUUCACAGAAAACAUGUUGUGAAAACAGCUUCAGGGUUAGCAUUGGAGCAUGUUAUCAGUCAGGUACACAAUGAAGAUGAAGUGAAAACUCCUAAAAGGUCCAUAAUGGAGCAUAUCAUUAGAAGAGUUCCUGACAAACAAGCAGUGAAAGCACUUGCAAGAUCCAUAAAGGAGCAUGUCAAGAGCCGUGUGAUUAACAAACGUAAUGUGAGGACAUCUACAAGGUCUAUAAUAGAGCAUGUACCAUCAGUUAACACCGCAAAACUACUCACAGAUGCAAGGUAUAUAUCACAAACAAUGAAGAUGGGAGCCAGCCUUCCUGCUUACCGGACCUUCGCCUUGGACGAACUUAAGGAAGCUACAAAUAAUUUUGAUGCAUCAUGUUUCAUAAGUGAAGGGCCAUAUGGUCAGAUAUAUAAAGGAGAGCUCUCUGAUGGAAUGCACAUUGCUGUUAGAAGCAUGAAAAUAAGAAAGAGACACAGCCCUCAGACCUAUAUGCACCAUGUUGAAUUGAUUUCGAAACUCAGACAUUUACACUUGGUCAGUGCUCUUGGACAUUCUUUUGAGUGCAACCAGGAUGAUUCAAGCGUCAACACUAUAUUUCUCAUAUUUGAGUUUAUUCCAAAUAGAACUUUAAGAAGCUUCGUCUCUGGAUCUUCUGGGGAAAAGCUUUCUUGGACACAAAGAAUAGCAGCUGCUAUUGGAGUGGUGAAAGGCAUUCUAUUUUUGCACACUGGGAUAGUGCCUGGACUAUAUUCAAAUAAUCUGAAGAUAACAGAUAUUCUUCUAGAUAGCAAUCAUAACGUUAAAAUAAGCAGCUACAAUCUGCCACUCUCUGUUGAAAAUAAGAAAAUGGUCAGCAAUGGAACUUCCCCUGGAUUAAAAGGAAAUCUCCAAGCAAGGCUAAAAGAUGCAGACAAGAAUGAUGUCUAUGAUAUUGGGGCAAUUUUACUAGAAAUCAUUCUGGGACGACCAAUAAUGUUCCAUAAUGAAGUUGGAACACUAAAAGAUCUUUUACAGGUAAGCAUCAAAACUGAUGAUAUAGCUAGGAGAAGUAUUGUUGACCCAGCAGUUCAUAAGGAAUGUUCUGAUGAAUCAUUAAUGACAAUGAUGGAGAUAUGUGUAAGAUGUCUCUCUAGUGAACCAACUGUUAGGCCUUCUGUGGAAGAUGUUCUCUGGAAUUUGCAGUUUGCAGCACAAGUUCAAAAUACAUGGAAAAGAGACUCAAAUGAUCACAGAUACUCACCUGUACCAUCGUCCACGGAGAUAGAUCACAGAGACUCGCCUGUACCAUCCUCCAGGGAGAUAUAAGAUUUGUAUGAAAUUUCCAGGAACUAAUAGUGUGUAUUCUACCAUGUAAAAAAUUUAGUUUUAUACAGAUCGCAUGAGCAACAUUAGAAUUCAAUAAGUGUGCCCAAAAUUUUCCCUGUUUUAUUUAA
Lotus japonicus is the source of this 2891-nucleotide messenger RNA. Its product is annotated as probable inactive leucine-rich repeat receptor-like protein kinase At3g03770. The record is from RefSeq and is a predicted model, not a curated record. Gene Ontology annotation, cellular component: membrane. The transcript has 7 exons. Gene Ontology annotation, biological process: protein phosphorylation. Bases 202 to 2763 code for a protein of 853 amino acids. Lineage: Eukaryota; Viridiplantae; Streptophyta; Magnoliopsida; Fabales; Fabaceae. Gene Ontology annotation, molecular function: protein binding; ATP binding; protein kinase activity.